This is a messenger RNA of Leguminivora glycinivorella, 10310 nucleotides long. Its product is annotated as fez family zinc finger protein erm-like. The record is from RefSeq and is a predicted model, not a curated record. Bases 50 to 895 code for a protein of 281 amino acids. The transcript has 10 exons. Lineage: Eukaryota; Metazoa; Arthropoda; Insecta; Lepidoptera; Tortricidae. Gene Ontology annotation, cellular component: nucleus. Gene Ontology annotation, biological process: regulation of transcription by RNA polymerase II. Gene Ontology annotation, molecular function: RNA polymerase II cis-regulatory region sequence-specific DNA binding; purine-rich negative regulatory element binding; DNA-binding transcription activator activity, RNA polymerase II-specific.
GCGAUCCGAAAAGAUCGCGGAUCGCCUGUAGAAUUCGGUGUGGAUUGAGAUGUCGGAUAUCGGCAGCGGCGACGAGGGGCUUUCUAGUCAGAAAUAUCAUGGUCAAGGCAUGGACGCGGGAGGGAACAAUUUUGACUCCGGUCAACAGCCGCAGGAGCAGGAGUUGGCCACGAAGAUGCUCCAGAUCCAGUCGAAGCGGUUCUACCUCGACGUGAAGCAGAACAGGAGAGGCAGGUUCAUCAAGGUCGCCGAGAUCGGCGCAGACGGGCGGCGCAGCCAGAUCUUCCUGGCGAUGUCGACGGCGGCGGAGUUCCGCGACCACCUGUCCGGCUUCAGCGACUACUACUCGUCGCUCGGGCCCCCCAACCCGGACAACGUGCCCGACGACGGCAAGCUCAAGUCCGAGAUGAUGCUCAAGGACAACAGGCGUUACUACCUCGACCUAAAAGAGAACUCGCGCGGGCGCUUCCUGCGCGUCUCGCAAACGAUCACGCGCGGCGGGCCGCGCUCGCAGGUGGCUCUACCUGCGCAGGGCAUGAUCGAGUUCAGAGACGCCCUCACAGACCUGCUGGACGAUUUCGGCACUGACGACGGAGGCUUCAAGGGCGAGCUGCCCGAGGGGCGCCACCUGCGCGUCGACAACAAGAACUUCUACUUCGACAUCGGACAGAACAACCGCGGGGUCUACAUGAAAGUUAGCGAGGUUAAGAGCAACUUCCGCACAGCCAUCACGGUGCCCGAAAAGUGCUGGGCGCGCUUCCGGGACAUCUUAGCUGACUAUACUGACAAGAUGGGCCGAGCCCACCCCGACUCCAUGCAGGGCGGCGGCAGCGCACGCGCCGGCGGCAGCUCCGCGCCUCACCCCGACACAGAGUCGUUCGGCGCCCGGACCUGAUGCGGCGGGGGUGGCCCCGCCCCGGCCCCGGCGCCGCGCGAGUAGGGGCGCCGCGGACAUUCCGACCUCUCCUCCGUCAGCACGCCCGAGCCCACUGGGGCGCAAGCGUCGGCGGCAGCGUAACGGACGAGCGGCGAGCGUAAGCGGAAUAAAAAUGUUAUUCAAUGAAAUUUCAAUCGUAAAUUAGGCUCACGUGACACCUGGCGCCCGGAGCUUUAUUAUUCAUUUUUGACGUUUUAGAAAAUAACCUAAAACAGACGGAGGACCGCCUGUUCCGUUUAUUUUAAUGUACGUCUGUUAAUUUUCGUGUCAUAAAAAUAUGUUAGUGCGCACGGAAAACGUCCCACUUUGUCGAUUGCUAUAAAGCGGCUUUGUUAGUUUAUUCGUAUAAAGAUACGAGUAAAUCUCGCCUUAAUGGUAACCGACAAAGUGGGACGUUUUACUAAACGCAUAUCCAGUAACGCCUUUUAAAACGUUAAAAACUCAUGAUAACGUGUCUUGUCAUAAUUAAGGAAGCGUAAUAUUAUGCUUACGCUUCCUUAAUUAUGACAAGCGUUAAUGAAUGAGAUUUCAUUCAUAAAACGAUUACGCUUACCGCUCGGUUCCCAGAUCUCUGCGCUUUGACGCUACGCUUACGCGUCUUUGAAACUACGCUGGUAUCUCUUACGCUUACGCCCCAUUUGCUGAGUGCCUUAGUUGUAAGGUAUUAAUGUGAUAAACAUGUUUUUGAGCUUUAUUGUUUUAUCUUUUUUUGUAUAAUAAUUUCAAGUAUUAGGGCGGGGCGCCCGUUUCGUGGCCUCUCUGUACGCGGCUUCCCAACUCUUUACUUGAAUGAAAUGGCGAGCGGGGCGCGUUGGAAGCAUUUGGAAACUUUGCGCCGGUCGCGGAGUAAGUAUCUGAAAGUUAUGAAAUAUAAUAUGCUCUUAAUAAAAAUUACGCUCAACGCUGUCAUACAUACAACGUGUUUUCCUUUGGGGUUUUAAAUUUAGAGUGAGACUCUAUUCUAUUCUUAAAAGACUAAUCUUUGGAAUCGCUAUAUAUAUUUACGGUUUUACACAUUGUUUUGUUAUCAAUCAUGUUUGUUUAUAAAUGCCAUCUUUUCGUGUUUUCGAGAUAGCUACUUGUGUGUCUGUUUUCUAAUAAAAACAUCCACUGAAUUGAAAACUCCAUAGUGGACAGUACGCUGUAGUAUAUUUGACGCUUGAUGCUCUUAGCGUCAGCGUCAAGCGUAACGCUCAGAGCGGUAUUUCUCCAAGUCAAAGUAAUUAUGUGAUCCAAUUCGCCCCGCUUCGCCUCGGGCGCCCCGCAAGCGUAACAUAGGAUAAAAAAUUGGUAAAUCGAAAAAGAGAUUUUGAAAAAUGUAAAAAAAAAUCAAAUUUAACAAUCGUGCACGCCUGGCCGAAUCCUAACGACAUAAUAAGGAGUUACGUUAAAAUGCCACUUAUCUAGUUUGUAGGGGUAUGAUUUUUUUAUAUGGAUUAUUUAAUGAUAGUGCUUUGACUGAUAACGAGGGGAACCUGCGGUCUAAAAAUGCAACAUAAGAAAAUAUCAAUGAAAUCGUGUCCUACGUUUUACAAAUGUAGAUGGUCAACCAAAUGUUGGCACUAAAAAAAAUGAUCUAUGGGAAUCAAACCUUUGCUCCUACAUUUUAUUUAUUUAUUUUCAAUAAAUUUUAAGUGUUAUAGCUCGUUAAUGAUUCCGCCAACGUCAAGGUUUAGGAAAGCAUGCGUUUUAUGAAGACAAUUGGCCGGUGAGCCCUACGUUUUUCAGAUUUGCCGCCUUUUUUUGGGGCCAAGAUUUGGAUGACCGUCAGUUUUCACUGCAAUAUUAUUAUAUUGCAAUCGUGCUGAUUUUAGUGAUGAAAUGCAAUGAAUUCUAUUUUAUUUUAAACCAUGAUUAAGUACUAUAUUUUCAACUUUUAUUUCGAACUAUGAUUCAGUACUAUCAAUUCAACUUUUAUUUCAACGGUAGUGCACGCGUACCGCGGGUUCCCUUUUCGUGCACCGGGUGUUUACAGGUGGCAGGGCCGAGCCGCGGCACUCGUGACAUGGCGGUCAAUGUCAUGAGUUACGUUGAAUGGGCCUUCGGCGGUUAAACCGUCGGGGUUGUGUGAAAUUAAAGAUUAAAUCUUUGGCUUUAUAUGUUGACAUAGGAAGCAAGUAUACUGUAGUACAGACAGCAUAAUAAUAAUUUAGUUUGAAUAGAUUAAACCUCUGUUUGAGCUGAUAACACAUUAUUGUCUUCGGUAAGCGGGAUGGUUACUCAUGAAACAAAAGUACAAGUAUGGACUUUGAUUAUAUCGCGUUUAAAGUGUGACAAUUACAUUAACCAAAUAAUUCAUAAUGAAUCGAAAUAAAUGUUAUUUACAAAGCAAAAAUUACCAAUCCGAAGAUGUUUAGAGCUUUCGUCACAUCUAAGAUUGUGUGACGUCAGAUUACAUACAUUUGUAAUUUAAUCUGUAACCAAAUAAGCGUGUUGAAAAAACUCCCAAGUAUCUGGGAAUAAAUACUUCACAAAAAUCUUGUGUUUGUCCUAUCUAUGGUAUACUUGCUUUUAUAAAGUGUUUUGACCGCCAUUGAGUGUCGCUAGCUCGGUCAACUCAAAUCAUUAGAUAAACUACGCUAGCUGUGAUAUGUCGGCCCAGCCGAAGUUACAACUUGUACGGAGAUGGCGCCCAGUCGCACUACGUGCCAUUCGCGGAGACGCGUACUGUAGUUGACAAUGUCAUACAAGGUUAUUCCGCGCCAUCGUGAAUGACACGAUUAUCUUUGGGGGUUUCUAAAUUGUGGGGUGUGACGCUUUGGCCACGACAUGCUUUGUUAAUAAAAAAGGAGUUAAACUACCUACUUUGCUUCCUUUUAAGGGGUUUUAACUGUAAAAGUCGCUAGAAUCGUUUGAAAUUUAAUAAAUGUAUUGAUUUUGAGACUUUUAUACAGCUUUUUCCCAUUUUUUUUAAUUAUAAAUGGGCUUACUCUUGGCCACAGACUAGCCAAAGGCAAAGAGGCCUUCGAUGGAGUGAGCUCGCCCAGAAGAUACAUGUUCACCCUAGAUUUGUUACGAAAACAACUCAUACAAAUAAUAUGAUUAUAAUAUCAUUUCAGUAAGUACAUUUAGUGCUACUUGAUCGCACUAGUGCGGUAAUUGGUAAUUUAUGUUCCUAUGUCGAAACUUCAAAGGGUAAUAUGGAUUGAAAAACGUCGUACAAUACACGUACUAAGAGAAAAUUUGUAACUCGUAUCUAUUUAAAACACGAAGGAAUUUAUUGUAUCAUAAAUAUCAUAAUCAUUAAUGUCCUAUUCCUUAAUUAUAAAUUUUGAUUUUCCAAUAUUUUUAAGCGUCAUAAUAAAAAGGUUUAUAGCGUCAAGCGUAAUCGCUCGGAGCGUGUUUCGUGGCCCUCGCGUUAGAGCUUUAAGCGGGAGUUUGGUAUUUGUUUUUCCGCCUAAGCGGUGCGGCUGGGCUGGUUAGAUUAAGAGCCUUUCAGGAUCUCCAGUUAAAGCUCUCUUUCUUCUUGCAGGUGAAAGAAAGAGAAAGUGUUAUUUUUUAUCUGCCAGAUAGCUUUAACUGGAGAUUGUGAGGCCGUAAGGAUGGCGUAAGCACCCCGUGUUUAAGACUAAUUUUAUUGUGAGUUCAUGUGUUCUAAGAUUUUCUUAAAAAAAGACGCUCCCAAUUCAUUUUUAUGCCUUUCGUAUUGUAUUAUGGACCCUAAUGAUGGUUCUUAAAAAUUUCAUGUUUAAAGCUUAAUUUAAUAAUUGAAGAAAUAUAUCAAUUUUUUGUUAAUUUCUGUAUAAAUUUAUGUGGUAAUUUUUGAAAACAAUCAACAAAAUAUAUUUGUAAAGGAACCAUCAUUCGGCUCGAUAUCUAUAUUCUUUACGAUUUUCCAUUGAGUGACAUCAAUAAAACUGUGAACUUUUCGUGUAUUGAAUAAAAUAGUGAUAUAUACCUAAAAUUCUUAAGAACAUGAACUUUACAAUAAAAAUAGUCUGUUGAUAUCGCUCGACGGGUCCGUUUUUGGUGAAACCUUAACCGAGAUCUAACGAGUGUGUCGUGUGCGUGUGUAUAUAUAUGAGUGCGCGGGACGCACGCGGGCGGCGCGGACGUGUUACGGAUACGGCACGGUGACGAUUCGUUACUCGGUAAUGGUCCGUGACGGGACGAUUCCGUUCCGUGGCGCCGGGUUCGCUCCGUGACGGGACGAUUCCGUUCCGUGGCGCCGGUUUCGCUCCGUGACGGGACGUUUCCGUUCUGUGGCGCCAGGUUUGCUCCGUGGCGGGACGGCCUUUCCGUGAUGCUACAGUGUCAUUCCGUGGCGCGUCAGUGUUAUUCCGUGACGCUACAGUGCAGUCACGCCGUUCCCCCUCCGUGACGCGCCACCGCGCCGCCCCGCUGUAGUUUAAGUUCAGCACUACACCGGGCGUCGGACGUGCCUUUAUUUACUAAUUGUCUUUUUUGCAUUUUUUUGUUUUUCCUUUAUUCUAAGUGCAUCACCCGUUUUCACCCUAUAAUGGUAGCUCCGCGCCGGCGACGGUCCGCGCGUGAAGCGGUCAUCAUAUAUGCGGAUCCGCAUGCCGCUACGGUGUGCGAACGAGACAGCGCUAUAUAAGUAUAUAACCCUCUCGCUCACCGCAGCGCCGUGCAGUUCCCCAUCUGUGAAGACCGCAUUAUCUCGUUAUAAAUGUAAUAUUAUGUAUAUCUACGAAUUCGAGUCAGGUUAGUAGUAACUCGUUUUUAAAAUUUUAUUGUGUUACUAAAUGAUAGGGUAAUGUUUUUUUAUUAGUGGUACGUUGCCGACAGUUGUGAGGUCUCCGAUCCUUAUCGUCAUCGCGUCGCUCGUCGCUUCCGGACCCACCAUAGUAUCUAUACGAAAUUGUGUCGUUCGUAACAACUAGACUAUUGUUACUCAAUCUAUGGCGUCUGGUCGCGAACCGGUCGCGGCGACCGAGCGAGCGACGAGUCCUAGAGUACUCGACCUUACGGAGCUAGAGUAGCUUAUAAGCUAUGCAUUCAUCUCCCGGAGACCAUAUACUAAUAGUGUGGGAUAAGUUCGUGACGUCCGAUAAAAUGUUACAUAUAGAAAAAAAAAGAUAAAAUAUAUAAAAAAUAAAUCACUUCUCUAUAAUAAAAUAGAAAUAUAUUCGCCGGCGGGGGCGGCGCGGGCUCGUGCGGGCCGCGGGGAGGCGCGCCCGCCUCGCAGGGCGCUCGCCGAGCGGGACCACUCGCUCAGCCGGACCGCUCGCUCAGCGGGACCGCUCGCCCAGCGGGACCGCUCGCUCGGCGGGACCACCCUCGCGGGACCUCCGGUGUGCCUCCUCGCGACUAGUGGCUUAAUUUUAACAACAAUUUAUGGUACAAAAUGUAAUUUUAGUUCCAUAGAAGUUUAAGAUCUAACAGAGUUUAUAUUUAGAGAAAAGAUUAAAACCGACUUAGCAUCGUCGAUAAAUAUAAUUAAUGUUACAUAUAUGUGUAUCCGAGUGAGGAGUGACAUAAAUUUAAUGUUAACAUAGAUCUAUAUGUUGUGAGCUAGUUAUCGCGUGGUGAUUACGUCGGCUGCAGGCCUCGACGCGCUCGGCCCUUCCGAUAGGUCCCUCAGAGGCCUCUAUUGUCCCAUAAGUUCACUCUGCCCUCCUUCCCACAUAUGGCCUAAAAAACUUACUCGGGUUAACGAGUCAUGUUAUUUCAUACUCCAUUUAUCACAUUUGCAACCAUUAUUACUUUUAAUUUCAAUGUCUACAUUCGAUUGUCACUUAGUUUGGUCCCAGUCGAAUACAACAGCACAUCUGUGUCCAAAGUUGUACUCCCAUUUGUUCCUUGACCUCAGUUGUAACUUAUAGAAAUGCAUCUAUUCGUAUCAAUGUAGCUGAGACAAAUGAGAAUACGUAGAACGGUUGUGGCCGGGCGCCGGCCUGUAGCGAGUGCAGCGCUGCCCUGUGAUACCGCCCCCACACCUCCCACGCAAGCUUUCACCUCUUCUGUAAGCGCUAAGUGAACGCCUGCCGGGCGAACAUUCGAAAAAUAACCUAAUUCACGGCAACAAAUUUAAGCACGGCUCGUCUGCAAGUCUUGAACGCGCCGCAUCCGUGCCCCGUCAGUGGCCCGGAUCCGUGUCGGCGCCGGCAGGCGCGCGCUCGGCGUCGGAUAGUCAAUUAUUGUAGCGGCCCCGCUCCCCCGCCCGCACCACCUCUAGCUACGGGACGACAACACCGCGAAACUAUAAAAUAAAACUAAAAAAUCCUAAAAAAAACAGAGUUAUAAAUAGUACGUUAGUUUUAAUUAUAUUUCUGACAAGAAUCGAUGUUUUACUAAAGUUUAUUUACGCGUUCGUCCGCGGCGGCCCGGGCCGCCCUGACCGAGCGGCAUCGAACUCACGCAAUACACGAUUUUAACUACACGUAAGCAAUACCACAGUACCUGAAAUUAAGGAAAAAAAGAGUAUAAAAUGUAAUAGUACGGAAAUAGUGGUCGGAGCACGCCGCCCUGCGGUGUCCUGCGGGUUCGAUGGACGUUCAGUUUAGUUUCGGGUGGUCGAUCGUACUAAGGCUUCUGUAAUUGUUAAAUAUUGUCAAAUAAAGUAAAUAAAGUAACGGAUCUUGCAACGUUCGUAAUUGUAUAGCUGGAGCGCUCACCGUAUUGUUCAGCCAGUGCAGUAAUCUGGGAGCUGUCUGAAUCAGUCGCGAGACAAGUCGGUCGACGAAUCGGCAGGUUAGCGGUUAGGGUAAACGGUUGUAGGGAACACGAGCGGCGGCGCGCGCCGUGUCGGCUGCGCUCGGCUCCGCUCGGCGCGCUCCGCCUCGACGAGGGUGACACAGCUUGACUCUUUCAUACUGAAGAGAGAUUAGGGAACACGACACCAGUCCCCUAGUAUCGUAGUUUGUCCGGAGACAGACGUGUAUGUGAGUGGGAGGCCGCGCGGGCCGGGCCCCGCGUGGCAUAUCAGACGUGGGGAGUGAAGUUGAACAAAUACUGCCAAUCGAUUGUAGGUUUAUAAUAAUAAUGGAUAAUGAUUUGUAGAAUUAAACGAUUUCGAGAUAUUGUGUCCUGAAUAUUUCAUAUUUUAUGUAUAGUAUCGAUAACGGUGGCCGAGGGUCGUUCAAAUGUUCCGCUUCGGAAAACGUUCAGUUUCGUUCGUGCCUUCAGACUUCACAGAGUAACUGACAAUAGCAUUGCGACGGCUAGCGACUCACCGGGUGUUUGGACGGACAGGCCACCAUGUAAAUGUUUCCUUAGAGCGAGGAUGGAUACAAACUGUGUUCUGUAGAGUACCGAGCGACAGGGCGUUGACUAGAUAGGACGCGCCGCGCCGCCGCGCCGGACCCGGCCCGGAUCCGGCGCGGGUCCGGCGCGGGGGCUCGGCGCCGUAAGUAAUUGGUGCGAGGAGUUCGCAGAAGGAGCUAAGUUGUAAAAAUACUAGAUUGCUAUAUACAUAAAUUGUUAGGUUUAAUAGUGUUGGCAUAUUGGGUGUUGUGUAUGGGGAGGUAGAGACAGACGACUGCUCUUGAAUUCUCGAUAGCGCCCCGUGUGAAUGAGGUAGUUAGCUCUUACUAAUUAAAGCUUUUACGAACUAUUCGAUUUGGCACCCAAUAUGCACAGGAAAAGUAGUUGGUAAUUUUUGAUAUCGAGAAUUCGGAAUUGUGGGACUGAUGGGGCUCAUAAGAUGAGGAUAAAUUUUUUUUUCGGAUUAUUCUAAAAUUUUUCAAUUCGUGUGUGACACGGCUCGCUUCUCUCUGAGACUGGUUCGGUGUGUGCCGGGCGGGGCGGCGGCGCGAUUAGCGCGCGACUGCCGGCCGACAGUCGCACGACAGCCGCGUGACUCGCGCCCGGCGCGGUCGCCGCGUCGCGCCGCCGCCUCCGACCCGGAUGAGAUUUUGUAUCCAAAGAUUGUAUAGUGUGAUGUAUAACUUCCUAUAGGUUUAUUAUUAUUAUACUAGUAUUUUAUACUUGUUAUUUUUCUAUUGUUUGACACUAGUUCGUAAAUGUUUGGAACAUUGUCAGAUCUCCAGGUCGAUUUUAAAAUUUAGCUGUUAUUGUAUAAGUUGUGGCCGAAAUUGUCGAGGCCGCCGCGAUGCGAUGCGAUCGGAUCGCGGCGUGUCAUAUUAUAUCAGUAUGUAUUAUUUGGGAUGACGGAAGUUAUGUGAGCGCGUGAUGUGGCAUAUAAUGUUACCGCGCUGUCGUCUGUUCGUUGUUCAAGUUGUUAAGGAAAUUCGAUAACUGAUAAAAAAAGUACAUAGUUAAGGCCUUAGAUUUCCAAUGAAGUCGUUUAUUCCUUUGAAUUGUUAACUAGCUAACUUCAAGCACGUCGAUAUAGAAAGUCUAAGGGGAGUCUAAGGGGAGUUUCCAAAGUAAGCAACUUUGAUAGACAUCCGACAUCCAGGAUUUGAGGAUUUCAUACAUAGAGAAAAGAUGAGUAAAUUUUUUCUCAAAGUCGCUUGGGGGUUUGAUGAUUCAGUCAAGUCUAUUAAAACCGUAAUAUAUACUUACAUCCAUGGCUAAUUUCACAGUGGAAUAAUUUUUACCUUAAUUAUGUACAUUUUUCAUUGCCUUAUCGAACUGUGACAAAAUAUCAAAAUAGGAGCGAGCCUCCUCACAACGGUAAAGACAUAUACAAGUAAGGACAGACAACAGCGCCGCGCUCGAGGUUGCGGCAGUAUAACUGCAUGGUGCUCGUGUACUUACGAUGGAUAUAAUAAUAUUAUCUUUCUUAUACUAAAGUGUGACGCCUAUUUAUUUUGUAUACGAAUCGACACGCUAAUUUUAGUAUUUGUUUAUUUGUGACUUCAUGCCCUUUGAGUGUCUCGCCUCAGACUUGACGCAGGAUGGACGGCCGCGACGACACGUGUCGCAUGCGACAAAAUAAAUUGACCAUGUUGCUUAACUUUUAAAUUUUAUGAUAAACCCGAACUUGCUUUGACACAUAAUGUGACUGGUUAUACAUACAAGUUAUUAGUGUGUUUUUAGUAUCGCAGAAUAUGUAAAAUUCUGAAAAACAUAUUUGACUACAGAUAUAGUGCGAAAAGAAUUGCCUUCGUAUUGUUACGGAAACGUACGAACGUGUCAUGCUAUUCAGUCAGUCUCAGUACAAGAUGUACUGACAUUGAUUGAACUAGCGUGACAAAUACGAACGUUUCCGGAGAAAUACGAAGAAAACACUUUUCGCACCACAUCUGUACUCUAAACAUGUCUACACCUUACUUAUAUCACACAUCCUAAAUGGCACAGUACAUGUAUCUUUGGCAAGUUUUCAAUGACUUCCACAAUUGAGGAGUGUCUUUUCAAAAAGGUUUAUUUAUUUCGCGACUCUACUUCUGAUGUAGAUCCUUGGUGUAUCUCAUAAGACACACUGUCAAACCAGUGCUGAAAUAAAAAUAAGUCCUUUUGAAAAGACACUCCUCAAUUGUUUGUGAAGGGCAAAGGCCGCAAAGGU